GCUCUGCUCUAUCUCGGUCUGCGGAUACAAAAAUCGAUACUAACCCAUGAUCUUAUCCGCUCUUACCACCGUCGGACUUGCCGCCCUCGUCGGUGCGGCAGACUGGUAUACUGUCGAGUGGGAUGCACCCGAGUUCACUGCCCUCUCGGGUGAUAUGGUAGUGCCCGGAAUUCCUUCUGGCGGAACACCGUAUGUCUGGCCUGCUCUCCAAAGCGACAACGGCGUUCUACAAGCCGUAUGUGAUGGGCGGAGUGGUACAUGGUGGAUCGGUGACGGCUUCUAUGGCACGCCAAGCCUGCCGUGGGGCAACGGAUUCAACGUGAACCCUGGCGACACGGUCCACUUCACCUUCACCGGGAACGGCGACACUUGGACUACCACCCUCGAGAGCAAUGGCCAGACGGCGUCGACGACGCUUGACAUCACUGGCAGCACGAUGAACCGCGCGAUCUUCGCUGUCGAGCUCUACGACGUCCCCUUCGACUUCGGGCCUGUUAGAUACAGCAACGUCAAGAUCACCGCGACCACCGCCGCGUCUGGCUGGUGCGGCUCCGUCGCGCAUCUCGGGUCCUACAACUACACCUACUCCGGAAACACCGCCAGCGGCAACACAUGCUCCAUCGCGCAGAUCGUGCAGAACAGCGCUGUCUAAUGGGGCUUGCGGGAAAGAACUUAUCUAAGUUUGUAUUAUCCGGCGUGGUUGAAAUAUCUGGCGUUUUGGAAAAUAUUGGGAGGCUCAAAGCAUAUGCUGAACUGGUGGAAGCCAGCAGUGACAGCCUUCAACGCUCCGUCCGUUGUACUCUAGCAACGACUGGGCGAGGCAUAUAUACCACAAGUGUCUUUGGUCCUCCAAGCCGUGCCUAGGAGCGAAGUUCGACUAUGUCGACCUCAGAGAUCCAUAGCGCGCAAGUCCUCUGCGAAGA
Schizophyllum commune H4-8 is the source of this 923-nucleotide messenger RNA. RefSeq lists its product as uncharacterized. The transcript has 8 exons. Lineage: Eukaryota; Fungi; Basidiomycota; Agaricomycetes; Agaricales; Schizophyllaceae. The record is from RefSeq and is a predicted model, not a curated record. The coding region runs from base 47 to 652 and encodes 201 amino acids.